Xenopus laevis (African clawed frog) is the source of this 4198-nucleotide messenger RNA. RefSeq names its product inactive phospholipase C-like protein 2. Lineage: Eukaryota; Metazoa; Chordata; Amphibia; Anura; Pipidae. The coding region runs from base 624 to 3836 and encodes 1070 amino acids. The transcript is spliced from 6 exons. The record is from RefSeq and is a predicted model, not a curated record.
AAGGGAAGUGUCACAUCUCAGGCUGAGAAUCCAAAGUGUCGGUCCUGCUGCUCCAGGGAACCCCCCUCCUCCUCCUCCUCCGCUGCCCAAUCAGCAACUGUCACCGGCCGACGACCCCCCCCCCCCGCCGACUCUGCUGCAAAGCGACUCAAUCCCCCCCCAGCAUAGCCGCCAGUUGUCUCUGCACUGGAAGGAGCCGGUACCAUCUCAGCACAAGAGCCCCCCCCAACUAAUCCUGCUACAGACUCCCGGCACCCUCCCAGCACUGAGACCCCCCAUUCCAUGAAAGCAGCACAACUCCCUGCACCCUUGUGUCACAGGGAGUGAGAGAGUCUGGCAGGGACACCCCCCCCCCCAGUCGUUUGAGCCUCAGGCAGCAGUUCUGGCACCAGACACAGGGGGGGGGGGUUGGUUCUGUGCAGCCCAGGGCCCCUCCAUAGAAACCAUAUCAGCAGCAGCAGGGGGGUCCAGUAUCAGGACACACUUCAUCUUUUGGACAUUUUCCUGUGAACUCAUUGCUGCCCCCCCAGCCCACAACCGACCCAACAGCACCAGGUGCCCCCCCCACCCUUCUGUCUCCUUCAUGUCGGACUCAGGCCACGCGGGCGUUAAUCACAUUUAGGAUGUCGGAUGGACACGACUUUGUGCGACUGUUGGGGUCGCAGGACAGGGGGGAAGAGCUGGAGCUGAAUGGGACAUUCUCAGAGGACAGUCCCCAAUCAGGGAGGAGCAGCCGGGACCACUCGGCCGAGAGGAGAACCAGCAGCAUCAUGAAGGAUGGUUCUCGGCAGAAACAGAAGAAGACCGUCUCCUUCAGCACAAUGUCCAACAAAAGAAAGAUCAACAGCACUGCCGCUUGCAUCUCCUCCAUGAUGGAAGGCUGUGAAAUGAAGAAGGUGCGUUCAAACUCCAGGAUGUACAAUCGAUUCUUUCUGCUGGAUCCAGAUAUGCGCUUUCUUCGUUGGGAACCAUCCAAGAAGGACUCUGAAAAGGCAAAGCUGGAGAUUAAGUCAAUUCGUGAAGUCCGGGUAGGAAAGAAAACACCUGUGCUGAGGAGCAAUGGAUUGUCUGACCAGUUCCCAGAGGAAUGUGCCUUCUCCAUCCUUUAUGGGGAGAACUAUGAGUCCUUGGAUCUUGUUGCAAGCACAGCUGAUAUUGUCAAUACCUGGGUUAUGGGGCUUAGGUACUUAGUAUCUUAUGGAAAGCACACGCCAGAUGUUGUGGGUGCUAAUCAAACAAGCCUGAGAACUCUGUGGAUCUCAUCCCUCUUUGAGAUUGCAGAUUUAAAUAAAGAAGGGCACAUCCCAUUGCAGAGAGCCAUUCAGCUUAUCAAAGGUCUUAGCCCUGGCAUGAAAACCUCAACUGUGGAGCUAAAAUUUAAGGAGAUUCAAAAAGCAAGUGAAAAGUUUGGAGGACAUGUGACCUGUGAUGUGUUUGUUGAAGCCUAUUGUGAACUCUGUACCAGACCAGAAAUAUUUUUUCUCUUGGUUCAGUUCUCUAGCAAUAAGGAGUACUUGGACUUGAAAGACCUCAUGAUUUUCAUGGAACUAGAACAGGGUAUGGAAGAAGUCAAUGAAAACACAUCGCUUGAAAUCAUUAAUAAGUAUGAAACCACUAAAGAAGGCACAGAAAAGGGUUAUCUUACCAUUGAUGGGUUUACACGGUACCUUCUAUCAUCUGACUGUCAUGUUUUUGAUCCUCACCACAAAAGCAUUUGCCAGGACAUGACCAAACCUUUAACUCAUUAUUACAUCAAUUCAGCCCACAGCGCAUGCCAAAUGGAAGACCACUACUGGGGCAUGGCGGACAUCAGUGGGUACAUCUAUGCCUUGAAGAUGGGUUGUAGGAGCAUAGAGCUUGUUGUUUGGGAUGGGCCUGAUAACGAGCCUCUUAUCUACCUUAGUCUUUCUGUUGUAUCACAUGUAUCUUUCCGUAGUGUCAUCAAUGUCAUAGAUAAAUAUGCAUUUGAAACAUCGGACUACCCACUGAUCAUAUGCCUUGUGAUUCACUGCUCUGUCAAGCAGCAGCACCUUAUGGCCCAUUGCUUAAAAGAGGUUCUUGGAGAUAAACUUUAUCAUUUCCCAGCAUGCCCCAACGAAUCAUGCAUGCCCUCUCCAGAGCAGCUUAAGGGGAAGAUCCUCAUAAAAGGAAAGAAACUUUCUCCAGAACACUCCGAUUCUGAGGGGGAUGUGACGGAUGAGGAUGAAGGCAUGGAGAUUGCUAAAAGACUGGGAAAUGAUGGAGAGGAACAUCUCUGUGAAGGAGGACUCAGAAAGCUGCGCCUGUGCAAAGAACUUUCUGACUUGGUGAAUUUGUGUCAGUCAGUAAAAUUCAGGGACUUUGAGACAUCAAGAAGUAGCCAGAAGUUCUGGCAAGUGUGCUCCUUCAAUGAAGUGACCGCAAGCCGGUUUUCCAAUGAAUAUCCUGAGGAGUUUGUGAGGUACAAUAAGAAGUUUCUUUCCAGGGUAUACCCAAGCUCCAUGCGCAUAGACGCCAGCAAUAUGAAUCCUCAGGACUUCUGGAAGUGCGGCUGUCAGAUUGUGGCAAUGAAUUUCCAGACUCCUGGACUUAUGAUGGAUCUUAAUGCUGGCUGGUUUCGCCAAAACGGGAACUGUGGCUAUGUCCUCCGACCAGCGAUUAUGAGAGAGGAGGUGUCUUAUUUCAGCGCCAACGCUAAAGAUUCCUUGCCUGGUGUCUCCGCUCAGCUCCUUCAUAUUAAAAUUAUCAGUGGACAGAACCUCCCAAAACCCAAAGGAUCAGGUGCCAAAGGGGACGUAGUGGAGCCAUAUGUUUAUGUGGAGACACAUGGAAUUCCCGCCGACUGCGCAGAGCACAGGACAAAGACAGUGACACAAAAUGGAGACAAUCCCAUAUUUGAUGAAAGUUUUGAGUUCCACAUCAACCUUCCAGAGUUGGCCAUUCUGCGUUUUGUAGUUUUAGAUGAUGACUACAUUGGCGAUGAAUUUAUUGCACAGUACACCAUUCCCUUUGAGUGUUUGCAAACUGGCUUCCGACAUGUUCCACUGCAGUCUCUAACUGGAGAGUUCCUUCAGAACACCACCUUGUUUGUCCACAUCGCCAUUACCAACCGGCGCGGGGGUGGGAAGGCCCAAAAAAAGGGCCUUUAUGUCCGCAAGGGGAAAAAAGUCAGAGAGUAUACAUCAACCAAGACGACGGGCAUCAAGGCAAUAGAUGAGGCGUUUAGAACUGCGAUACCGUCCCUGCGAGAGGCCACCGAUCUCCGAGAGAACGUGCAGAAUGCACUGGUGUCCUUUAAGGAAUUGUGUGGCCUGAGUCCGGCGGCCAAUAUGAAGCAGUGUAUCCUCACAGUGUCGGCCUGGCUGCUCAGCAACGACAGUCCCUUGGCUGUGACCCUCAACCUUCACUCUCAGUAUCCAACUCUGGAAGCCCAGGGACCGGUCCCAGAGCUGCUCAAGAAGGUCCUUGCUUCUUAUGAUGCGUUCAUCCAAGCCAGCCGGACAUUAAUAGAAACGGCAGAUGUUGUUUACAGCAAAAUAAUUCAGGUGCAGAAGGCAGGAAUGGGGUUCCACGAGGACCUUCAUCGGAUCGGCGCCAAAGAGGGUCUGAAGGGGAGGAAGCUGCAGAAAGCCAUGGAGAGUUUUGCCUGGAACAUAACUGUGUUAAAGGGCCAAGCGGACCUCCUGAAACUCGCUGAGAAUGAAGCCGUGGAGCACGUGAGGCAGAUCCACCACGCCGGCCAGUCAAGCGGCAUCAGUCGGACCAGCGCCCACUCCCCUUCUUUUGCCUUGUUGAGGCCACGGGGGGUCUUGGAAUCCAUCCCUGAGAAUGAAAGUGGGGGAAACAGCAGUUCUUGAAGAUCCUCUUAGACAAAAGCAACAAGCUGAUGAGCCAAAGCUACUGUGAUCUGAACUGUCCUACAGGAGCCUCUCAUACCCACUACAUGAACAUCUGAUUCCUCCUGGGACAGAACCGCAGGAACUUACAUUGUUUUAAACUGUUCUUAUGGAAGUGAAGGAUUGACUUUCAACUGUGCAAACCCUUUUAAUUUUAAAGUAUUGACAGACCAGCCUCCCCAUCUCCACGCUCAGAAUGAGGUUUGGCCUCCAGAGGAGAAAAGUCUACUGCUACCUCUACCCACAUUCUCUGUCCCUCCUGAUCUCUCUUUGUGUAUCUGAAGGAAUCACUAGUGGUUUAAAUACACUCAUUCAGGUCUUCA